Messenger RNA from Vollenhovia emeryi, 2235 nucleotides. RefSeq names its product ATP-dependent DNA helicase PIF1 (gene Pif1). The transcript is spliced from 2 exons. Gene Ontology annotation, molecular function: DNA helicase activity. NCBI's taxonomy places the organism in Eukaryota, Metazoa, Arthropoda, Insecta, Hymenoptera, Formicidae. Gene Ontology annotation, biological process: DNA repair; telomere maintenance. The record is from RefSeq and is a predicted model, not a curated record. Bases 344 to 2215 code for a protein of 623 amino acids.
AACGUCUCGUGCACUCGGAUGUGGAUUGGCUAGCGCUGGUUUCCCUAGCCAAGUUCUGCCGCGCGGCAACGUUACCGCGUCCAGUGGGCAGAAGCCAUAUGGGUCCAGAAGAAGGGACUACAACCAACACUAACCAUCUAGUAAGUCCCUACUGUUUUUAAGAUUAGGCAUCCUGUACCGGAGAUAUUGCGCGCGCUUUCUGGUUUACCGUUCAACGUGUUCCGCGUCCGUUCACGCCGUUUUCAGGCUAGUCCAAUUUGCGUCUAUCGUUAAGAUCGUUGCACUCUCGUCAAGCCUACCGCUCGUGGCGUUUCCCAGGGGGACGAUUCUACUCGCGGAGGACAUGGACUCCGACGGCUGCACGUUGACCUGCACCGUCGCCGUAGAAUGGUUGAACGCGCAAGGGUCCAUCCUGAGGAAGGCGACCCACCGAACGGCGUCGCUGCGCCUGAUUCGCGACGGUAAGCGCGAGAUGCACGUGGAGGUGCGCGCCGAGAAGGCGAACGCGCUCACGAAGCUACCCCUGCGAGGUAUAUCGGUGUUCAAUAAAUUCAUGGCCGAGGGGAAGGCGUCCAUCAAGUUCCGGGAGCAGAACUGCACCUUGUUCCUGUCGAACGCACCCUCCUCUCAGCUGAUAACUUUCCUCAAGACCAUAUUCGUCAAGCUGACCGGCCAGGAGGGCAAGCCGGCCGCGAAGGAUCCCCUGCGGGAGAAGCUGCUCGCGAAUGUUCAGCUGGGCGGCGCAGAGGACGUCAGUCCGGCGACGAGCGCGGAGGUCAACAGAGCGCGGGAGAAGGCCAUGGCUGUGUCGCGCGCGACGGUCACUACUCCGUCGCCCGGCGUGGCCAGGAAGCGCAAGCAUCUCAGCGGCGACGGCCCUAAGGUACCCGCGGCGAAGAAGCUAUAUGAGAAUCCCACCGCGGGCGAGCUGACCGAGGAGCAGGCGCGAGUACUGAACGCGGUGCUCAGCGGCAAGAACUUGUUUUUCACCGGCAGCGCCGGCACCGGCAAGUCGUACCUGUUGAGGAAGAUCAUCACGGCUCUUCCUCCGGACGUGACGAUGGCCACGGCGAGCACCGGAGUGGCGGCCUGCCACAUAGGCGGCAUCACGUUGCACCAGUUUGCCGGCGUCGGCCUGGGCACCGGCACCAUAGAGAGAUGCAUCCAGCUGGCCUCCCGCCCGUCCGCCGCCUCGAUAUGGAGGAAAACCAAGCACCUGGUGAUAGACGAGAUUUCUAUGGUGGACGGCGACUUCUUCGACAAGAUUGAGGCAGUGGCGAGACACGUGCGCAGAUCGGAGAGACCUUUCGGAGGGAUACAGCUGAUCCUGUGCGGCGACUUCUUUCAGUUACCGCCCGUCUCCAAGACCGAGGACAAGGCGAAAUUUUGUUUCCAGAGCGAGGCCUGGCAGAAGUGCGUACACUUCAAUUUCGAACUGCAGACGGUCCACCGGCAGAGGGACGAGGCGUUCGUGAAGAUACUGAAUAACGUUAGGAUCGGUAGAGUCACGGACGACAUCGUGGACAUUUUGAAGGAGACGGCGAAGCAAAAGAUCGAGAGCAAUGGAGUAUUGGCAACUCGAUUGUGCUCGCACGUGAGGGAGGCUGAUGAGAUUAACGAAUUUCAAUUGAACGAGCUGAAGGGCGAGAGUAAGGUGUACACGGCGUUAGACUCCGACAGUUCUAUGACGUAUAUGCUGGAUCAGCAGCUGCCUAUACCUGGCAAAUUAGUACUAAAAGUCGGCGCGCAAAUCAUGCUGCUGAAAAACAUGAACGUUAACAGUGGAUUGGUGAACGGAGCUCGGGGCGUUGUUGUCGAUUUCAAAAAUGACGUACCGGUAAUUCAGUUGCGAUCCGGAACUCAUUACGAGGCGAAGAUGGAGAAGUGGGCUAUCAAAACUAGUUCCGGCGCUGUCAUACACCGAAAACAGGUCCCGCUUAAGCUAGCGUGGGCCUUUUCGAUUCACAAGAGCCAGGGCCUGACGUUAGAUUGCGUGGAGAUGUGCCUGUCGAGGGUAUUCGACGCUGGUCAGUCUUACGUGGCGCUUUCGAGAGCUCAAAGCCUGCAGAGUCUACGCGUUUUAGAUUUCAAUAGCCAGCAAGUGUGGGCGAACACAGCUGUACUUGAGUUUUAUAAAAGGUUCCGGAGGAAUCUGCAAGAGAUGGAAAUGAUUCCUCUCGGCAAGAAGAUCAAGUUAGAGAGAGGCAAAAGAUAAUGUUUAAAUCUUUUAACGUU